Messenger RNA from Hymenoscyphus albidus, 1199 nucleotides. The record is from the annotation of a GenBank genome assembly. NCBI's taxonomy places the organism in Eukaryota, Fungi, Ascomycota, Leotiomycetes, Helotiales, Helotiaceae.
AUGAAUCGCUUCUCAUCACUUCGAGGGGCGCAACGAUGUACUCGCAUCUUUAACGUCCCCUCAAGGAGAUUCAAACAUGAGGAUAUGUUUCAACGUGACCCCGUCUACAUAUUCGACGAUCUGUCGCCAACCCCUUCUCACCUUCUCAACAUUACUCUAGCUGAUUUUCUGCCACCCAAAUAUCACGCUCCUGGUUUCCAAGCAUCAGAUUUGCCCCUCAGCCGCCAUGCCAUAACAUUACCACCAGGACAUCAUUUGGUGUACUUCCCACCUCAAGUCCUGAGUCGAGAUCUCCUCCCGGAUGGAACCGAUCCUCUCCAGUCUCCAGGCCCGCCAUAUGUACGACGAAUGUGGGCUGGUGGUUCUUUGCAAUUCAAGCUCAGUGGCUUCUACCCCCAAAACUCACUGGUUCUUGAUGGCCGAAGAGCGUUCUGUAUAGAAAAGAUCCAACAUGUGACGACCAAGGGAGAAGGAGAAAAUGAAAAGGUUUUUGUGAAUAUUGCGAGAGAUAUAAGCACGUCUGAUGCGAUGGAGCUUCCAUGUGCGAAUUCCCAAACCUCGGGGGCGGGGCACGGAUUGUUGGAAUUGAGGAAUCUGGUUUUUAUGAAGGAGAAGAGCGCUGAGGAUGCGAAGAGGGAUGCGGAGAUGCCGGACCGAGUGGUUAAACGUAUGUACCUACCUUCUGGGAAAUCGUUUGAGAGGAGAGUGAUCGUUAACUAAUUUGUGUGGCCACAGCGGUUUAUCAAGCUGAUGUCAGGGUCCCAAUAACGCCAACUCAAGCUCUUCUCUUCCGAUUUUCAGCACUAACAUUCAAUGCUCAUGGCAUUCAUCUUGACCGUCAAUACUGCCGUGAGGUUGAAGGCCGAAGAAAUCUAUUAGUUCACGGGCCUCUAUCCGUUAUCUUUAUGUUGUCCGUUCUGAGAGGGCAGCUUGUGGGCAACGAGGAGAUUUUGCGGUUGGAUUAUAAGAACUUGGCACCUUUGUAUGCUGAUGAGGAAAUGGUUGUCUGUGUAAAGGAAGAUAAAAACAAGGUUCUUUCUGAGUAUCCCGUGUCGCGGAAAUUCGAGGUUUGGAUUGAAGGGGUGGGAGGAGGGUAUGCUGUGAAGGGAUCGGCUAUUGUUAGAGGGACGAUGAAAGGAGAGAAAGCACCCGGAGAGGCUGAUAUGGAAAUUGCUCCUAAGGAGAAAAUGCUUUAUUAG